CGUAACCUAGAGGGUGAGCAGGGAGGUGGUGUCCAUCUUAUUUACACCGGUGAGAUUGCUCAAUUUUGGCCUGUCGGAAUUUUCACGAUAAUAAAAGUAGAAAGCUGGGUCUUCAAAGAUGAGCAGUUCAGAAGAAGUAUCAUGGAUCUCCUGGUUCUGUGGGCUCAGGGGGAACGAGUUUUUCUGUGAGGUGGAUGAGGACUACAUCCAGGACAAGUUCAACCUGACGGGGCUCAAUGAGCAGGUUCCCCACUAUCGCCAGGCCUUAGACAUGAUCCUGGACCUUGAACCAGAUGAGGAGCUUGAGGACAAUCCCAACCAGAGCGACCUGAUCGAGCAGGCGGCUGAGAUGCUGUAUGGCCUCAUCCACGCACGCUACAUCCUUACUAACAGAGGCAUUGCACAGAUGCUGGAGAAAUAUCAACAAGGAGAUUUUGGCUACUGCCCCCGGGUUUAUUGUGAGAAUCAGCCUAUGCUCCCUAUUGGAUUGUCAGACAUCCCAGGAGAGGCCAUGGUGAAGCUCUACUGUCCUAAAUGUAUGGACGUCUAUACACCCAAGUCCUCCAGGCACCACCACACAGAUGGAGCGUACUUUGGCACUGGCUUCCCCCACAUGCUCUUUAUGGUUCAUCCUGAAUACAGGCCCAAGAGGCCCGCUAACCAGUUUGUACCAAGGCUGUAUGGGUUCAAGAUCCAUCCCAUGGCCUACCAGCUGCAGCUGCAAGCUGCCUCCAGCUUCAAGAGCCCUGUCAAGGCCAUCCGCUAGAGCGUCCAGGAUUUAGGUGGAGGAAGAAGAGGAGGAAGAUUCGUAAAAGCAAAGAGAGGAAAGAGUUAUCAUCAGAAGGGGAGGGGUCACCUGCACUUUGCAAAGCUUUCCAGAUGCCCCCUCCCCAGAUUGAAGACUGUAUUAUUUUGGUUUAGAUUAGGGCAAAUGAAAGUGUAAGGAUUUUUGAGUGUGAGAGCAACAUGAAAAAGACGCACAGCCAUUAUCUUGAACAUAGAAACACACAUUUAAACACAAAUUCUGCCACACACUUGGGAAUCCAUGCACGUAUCUUACCAAACUUAUCAGUGCCAAAAACAGGAGGGGAGACGAGAUGAAGCUGAACAAAACGGGAUUAGACGAUUCACUCACAUUAAAGCACACUGAUGAGACAUUAUAUAAUCAGUGACAGGCUUUUUGUUUGCAGAUGUAAGACUGAAAGUUGAAGAAAGGGACAUUAACGAGUCGAUUUUUUAAGUUCUGGCUCUGUGUUCUCUGUAUUUGGCACAGUUUGGUAAAAAGUGGUGGUAAACCCUCCUUCAUUAAAAACCCCAUUAACCAACCCCCCCCCCCCCCCCCCCCCCCAAAUGCAUGCACACUCAGGCUGGCACCCGCAAAGACAGUUUGGACUGAUAUGUUCCCCACAGAAUUUGGUUCCUCAUAUUUUCUGAUAUUUUGUCCAAGCAUUUUGUUGAAUUUGCCUUAAGAGUCAGAGAAAACACAUAGAUUGUUUGGUUUUUUCAAGAGGUACACUUGUUUAUAUCUUAGUAUUUUCUGCUGUUAGAGGUCAUUAUGUAGAAGUCGAUGAAUCUAACAUGAAUUUCAGACAAUUGUAAUCAGCCUGUGUCAUGUUUCCAGCUGUCUGUGCGUGUGUCAAACAACUGUCUUUAACAGAAAACAAGUGAAAUAUAAGUUUCUCAGAGCAGCUACACUGCUGCAUCUGCGUUUGUAUUGUCAACCCCUGCCCUCUGUAGCUUUAUCUCCCGUAAAGUAAUAGUUUGACAUUUUGGGAAAUAUAUUGUAAUGCUUUCAACAGGAGUAUAGAUUAAAAAAAAGUCACCUUUGUAAGAUUCUUGUGAGCUAGCGAUAACAUCAAGGUUAAAAAUGGGAAAACAGCUGGCCUGAUUCCGUUUAAGGUAGCAAUUUCCUUAUACAUGCAACAUGUUUUACUUUUUUGUACAAAUAACAAAGAUGGUGCAAAAAGGGGAGAGUAAAGCCUGGUACACACUAAAAUAUUGUUUUGAAAUCAUAGCUGAUCUUUUUUUGUAAUGUGAGACACAUUCUUAUUCUGUGUGGAAAGGAAAAAGAUGAAUGAAACGUCACACCACACCUACAGAAGCUGUUCACAGAUAACCAGUCCCGUUCUCAAAACUCCAUUUAGUGUGGUCAAACUUGAAUUUGUAGUAAACAAGCUAAUGUGGCUAGCUACAUCAAUUUCUGUAGCAGUUUCAGUCCAGAUCCCUUCCAUUGUUGUAAGUUUUACUGGACACUUUGUGUAGAAUCAACAAGUUUAUCCCCUAUUUUUGACAUCCAUGCUUAUGUUUGCCAGUGUGGCAAUGGCUGUGUUUGCUGUGCUUCAUCCUAUAGUCAGCUCGCUACCCAGUUGGCUACUGCUCCAUUUAUUCAUGCUAGUUUGUCCUCAGUGGUCCAACCACACAACCAGCUUUCGGACCAUGAAUAGUGGACAUGUUUGGUUUGGAUCUCGAGUUGGAGCAUUUCUGAUCUUCCUCCUAGCAAAUCAGAGAGGGAAAGAUCACUCUUAACGAAGCUUUUACAGACUUUGGUUGGAAGAGGGGAAUCGGGCCAAUAAACUGCACGGUUAUCGAGUAGUGUGUGCCAGAUUUUAACUCCUGGUUUCAUCCAAGAAGUGUUCAUCUUUGCCAUCCUUAGCAUCACAUAAAGCUGCUUUUACCUUCCAUUUUUAAACAACAUAAAGCAAGAUGUCUUCCCAUGUGUCAAACCUUUUUAUGCUUAGCUCUUCUGCUCUGACUGACUGCUAUGUGUGUUUUUUGUUAUAGAUAAUACAAAGAUACAAGCUGUCAUUUUAUCUACCUUGCUGCCUAAAUAAGCAACUAUUUCCCAAAAUGUCAACGUUAAAAUGGAGGACACUCAGAGAAAAAGGAAUUUAGACAAUCUGAAUCCUUGAGCUCACUCCACCACUGCACUGAUCCUCCUGCUGUUUCUCCACAGCACAGUCUCCUUAUUUAUGUACACGUUUAGAGACAGACAGACCACCAGCCACUUUUUUUUCUCUUAUGGGACAGAGAAACACAUCUGUCCCAUCUCCCUGCCCUCUUUUCUUCAGUGUGACUGGAACAGUUUUUUUAUUUCAUGAUACAAGAGAAAAAAGGUAUUUAUGUGUCCAGAUUUUAACUAAUGUUUGUCUGUUUGUCAUUGUCUUUCUGCUACUGUUGGAGGGUGAGCAGGAUUCAGAAUUCUCAAUAAACUUCUAUUUUCUUUUCAUAA
Messenger RNA from Cheilinus undulatus (humphead wrasse), 3229 nucleotides. It is a transcript of the gene csnk2b, whose product is annotated as casein kinase 2, beta polypeptide. Gene Ontology annotation, molecular function: protein kinase regulator activity. The coding region runs from base 119 to 766 and encodes 215 amino acids. NCBI's taxonomy places the organism in Eukaryota, Metazoa, Chordata, Actinopteri, Labriformes, Labridae. The record is from RefSeq and is a predicted model, not a curated record. The transcript has 7 exons. Gene Ontology annotation, cellular component: protein kinase CK2 complex; cytoplasm.